Messenger RNA from Letharia lupina, 357 nucleotides. RefSeq lists its product as uncharacterized. The transcript has 2 exons. Lineage: Eukaryota; Fungi; Ascomycota; Lecanoromycetes; Lecanorales; Parmeliaceae. The record is from RefSeq and is a predicted model, not a curated record. Bases 1 to 357 code for a protein of 118 amino acids.
AUGGUCCAGACCGACGAGACCUGGACCCAUGAAAAAGGAGGAUACGUGAAUCUUUCCAUCACUGGCGGAGCCACCUGCGAUUACGUGCGCAUUAAUCGCGCCGUUGGCGACGCAGACCUCGGCGAACACAUUGCCGAGCCAGAGGACUCCGCUUCUGCGCUGAACAUCCCGGCUGUGAACGGACUCUCAGCGCGGGUUUGCGAUAGUAUGAAGGUGGAAGGGGAAUAUGGUCGUGUCAGUAGGCAGAAUAAAGCCGUGGAUACUAAUUGCGACGAUGCAAACGAGUUGAGUGAAGAGCCUGAGCCUAAGGUACUCGCUCCUAAGCGCGGACUCAGAUUUUGGCGAUCAGUGCCGUAG